Chelmon rostratus (copperband butterflyfish) is the source of this 2979-nucleotide messenger RNA. RefSeq names its product E3 ubiquitin-protein ligase TRIM39-like. The coding region runs from base 88 to 1887 and encodes 599 amino acids. NCBI's taxonomy places the organism in Eukaryota, Metazoa, Chordata, Actinopteri, Chaetodontiformes, Chaetodontidae. The transcript has 2 exons. Gene Ontology annotation, molecular function: zinc ion binding; protein binding. The record is from RefSeq and is a predicted model, not a curated record.
AAACAAUCCACCCUGACACACUCAUAAUGGCUUCUACCCAUAGACACUGCAAAGUACUAGUUCCAUACUGUGAAAAUACUCCACUACAUGGCCUCAGCCACCAGCCUCCCGUGUGAAGAGCAGCUCCUGUGUUCAAUCUGUCUGGGUGUGUUCUCUGAGCCUGUCUCCACCCCGUGUGGACACAACUACUGCAAGGCUUGUAUCACAGGGUACUGGGCCAGCAGCGACCUGGCACAGUGUCCCCUCUGCAAGAAGGAUUUCCGAGACAGGCCGCAGCUUCAUGUCAACACAGGGUUCAGAGACAUGGUGGAGCAUUUCAGCAGCAUGAGGGUGAGGGGUGAAGAUGGCAUCCUUGCCAAACCAGGGGAGGUGCCCUGUGACGUCUGCCUCGGGCCGAAGCUCAAGGCCCAGAAGACGUGCCUGGUGUGCUUGGCCUCGUACUGCCAGCACCACCUGGCGCCUCACCAGAGGGUCGCAGGCCUGAAGAAACACCGGCUGAUCGACCCCGUGUCAAACCUGGAGGACUGGGUGUGUAAGAAGCACGACAAGAUGCUAGACCUCUUCUGUCAGGUCGACGGGAUGUGUGUUUGCUUCAUGUGCUUGAAGGACGACCACGCAACGCAUCAUGCCGUCCCGUUAGAGCAUGAGUUCAGAGAGCGGAAAGCCCGGCUGGCCAGUGCGACAUCAGAGAUAAAAAUGAUGGAAAAGACCAAAUCCAAGAGUAUUAAGGAAACAAAACGCUUGGCUAAACAGAGCAAGAAGGAGUCAGAAAAAGAGAUUGCAGCCAUUGUUGAGGUCUUUGCCACGCUUGUGGUCUCUCUGCGAAGAAGCCAGGCUGAGCUGGUCGAGGUGAUCCGGGAGAAGCAGCGAGCAGCUGGGAAGCAGGCCGAAGAUCACGUGACACAGCUGGAGCAAGAAGUCGCUGAGUUGAGGAGGAAAAGAUCCCAAAUGGAGCAGCUUUUACAGGCCGAGGACCACCUCCGCCUCCUGCAGAGCUCUCCGUCUCUCUGCUCUCCUGAGGGCACUGGGGAUCUGUUCGACCCUCUGUCCAGCUCCACCCCUCCAUUUACGUCAGACCUCUCUGACAUCAGUCCACAGAGUUAUAUGGGCCUGGUGAAGAAAGCGGUGGCUCAGAUGGAGAAGACACUCAGCAAUGAGAUGGAGAUGCUCACCCAUGAGGUCAGGUUGUCUGAUGGCUGUGAGGCCGUCGUGCAGCCUGAAGCAGCCGAGAGGCUAAUGACAGACGAGUUUAUUAAAGAAGGGUGGUGUCCUCCUCAGGACAAGCUGAUGAUGAUCCAGCAGUGCCAUGCAGUGGAUGUGACUAUGGAUGCCUACACAGCCAACUCCAGACUCGUGGUGUCCACGGAUGGGAAGCAACUGAGAUCUGGCGGAGGCCGUCUGUUUUUUCACGCUUUGUUCGGGAGGAGAUUCAUACAUGAACCCUUCGUCCUUGGGAAAGAUGGUUUUUCCUCGGGCAGGUUCUACUAUGAGGUUCAGGUCAGUGGGAGUAAAAACUGUGUCUUGGGGGUGGUCAAAGAGUCCGUUAGCAUGGAGAUGCAUGGCUGUCCUACCCCUGAGGACGGAGCCUGGACGUUUGUUAAAUGGUUCAACUACAACUCUCCCCUGAACCCGAAGCUCCAGACGGUUGGUGUGUUUGUCGACUAUGAGGAGGGAGAGGUCUCCUUCUAUGACGUGGAUGCCAGGACUCUGAUCUACUCCUACACAGGAUGCACCUUCAGUGAGACCAUGCCAGCGCUGCAGGCCUUCCUCUUUUCUGUGACUGGCACUUCCUUGAGCAGCAGACCAAAGCUCUACCCUUUUUUUGGUAUCUACGGAGAUGAUUCUCACGACAAGCUCGUAAUCACAUCUGUGGCCCGCACAACUUAAGGAUUCACACACAUCAGAGGAAACUAUCGUGUAGCUUCUCAUUUCAGAUUUCUCUUUUCAUACUUGUCAUUGUUCGAAUUUGGGCACACACAUUAUGGGGAUAUGUAGUGCAGUAUAAUAUAUUUCUUGGAAAAAGGAAAUUAAAAUCAUCAAUCAUUGUAAACUCUAUAUUUUCAAUUUUAAUGCUUCUGUUUUUCCGUCCAUAUUGCAAAAAAAGUCAGGACCAGGACAGGAAGUCAUAUAGUUACAUGCAUCGGCAGUACCUAAAUCUGUCCAGGAGAUGGCACCAUUGUUUAACCAGUGUCUGGUCUGGUCCCAGAACCAGUACUGUAGGAGGAAACAAGGGGGUGAGCAAUGGUGUCAUAGAGACCCAAUUUCAUCUUAGCACUUUCAAAAAUGAUUAUGGUGCAUUGGUUUUAGAGCUGAAACAAUUUAUCAAUGUAUCGAUUAGUCAAUCAGUUGAAUAUGAAACAGAAUAUUUUUGCCAAUAAAUUGUCAAUUUUUUUCAUGCAAAAAUGCCAAAACAUCACUUGUUCCAGCUUUGCAAAUGUGAAUAUUUGCAGACUUUCUCAGGCUUAUAUAAUACCAAGCUAAAUAUAUUUUGGUUUUGAAAUGCUGGUCCAGCAAAACAAGUAAAUUAAAUUAGUAAAUUUGCACCUUACGAAAUUGCGAUGGACAUUUUUCAAUACUUUCUGUCACCAAAUAAUCAGCAGUUUAAUCAAGAAUGUUGUAAUGUUUAGUCACAGCUGUAAUGCGUUUAAUACUGGGCUCAAGGUUUGGCUCACGUAGUCUGUGGGGAUGCGUGAAAUUUGCAUUUGACAUGACUGGACACCUCCUUUUCUGACCUUAUGCUAAGCAUCAAUAAUCUUUUCAUCAGUAGCUUCUCUGAAUAUUUGUGCACAAUUCUGAACAUACAGUAUAAUAUGUGUCAUUUGAUGUUCUGAUCAUUUUUUGUGAAGCCCAUUGAGUCCAUUUUUUUGAAUGUCAAGCCAUCUAUCCAGCAUGCUUGGCCAAAAGGUACAAGCUUCAAAAGCAGGUGUUUGUUAUGUAUUGUGUGCACUAUGCAACUGAUAUGUAUUAUCCUGCUGAAUA